UUUACUUCGUAGACGAAUUGUACAACGAGAAAAACGAAUUGAAGGGAACCGAAUAGGGCUCCCGUUUGUUUUGUAGCUCCACUAAUAAAUUAAUCAGUGAAGGAAUUCUUAAGGGCGAAUCAGUUGUAGUGAGCAAAUCUCGAACGCCCUUGUGGUCGCCACAGGUAAGUUGACAGUUGAAAUAUGGAUCUUUUGGUGAUAACAUCAUUUCUAGGUUUUGUAUUGUGCGUGUUAAUUGUUGCGCCUCGUAUUCGUAAAUCUGAUAAUGGGAAACUGGUGAAGUCUCCUGUUAGUGCCAAGGCGUUGAAAGUGUACACCAAAGACGAAGUUUCAUUGCACAACAGAAGGACCGACUGUUGGAUUAUCAUUAAAAAUAAGGUUUAUGAUGUCACCUCUUAUGUAGAAGAACACCCUGGUGGUGAUGCCAUCCUGGCACAUGCUGGCGAUGAUUCUACUAAAGGUUUCUUUGGGCCACAACAUGCUACCCGCGUCUUUGACAUGAUUGAGGACUUUUAUAUAGGAGAUUUAGUGAAGUGAUUAUGGUUUACAUGAGAACUGUACACUUGUAUUUUGGUGAAUGAAUAAAUUGUCGAGAUGGUUUAAGGAGCUUUAUACACACAGCACAUAGUAAAAUUGAAUUUGUGCGAUAUGCCUUUGGUGCGAAUAUCACGGGUCUAGUUAUGGUAUAUUCGUUUCAUCAUAAAGUUCUGUGAUUUCGAUGUAGAAGUUUUUU
Molecule: messenger RNA, 733 nt
Organism: Striga asiatica
Lineage: Eukaryota; Viridiplantae; Streptophyta; Magnoliopsida; Lamiales; Orobanchaceae
Source: the annotation of a GenBank genome assembly